Molecule: messenger RNA, 623 nt
Organism: Octodon degus (degu)
Lineage: Eukaryota; Metazoa; Chordata; Mammalia; Rodentia; Octodontidae
Gene: Fam209b
Product: family with sequence similarity 209 member B
Exons: 2
Coding region: 43-555 (170 amino acids)
Source: RefSeq, a predicted model, not a curated record
CCCGGCCGGGGACAGAGCCACCAUGAGCACUCACUGCCCACCAUGCGGGCGCUGAGUGGGCUGCUGUUCUUAUCUCUGUACCUCUCCUGCGGAGAGGCCUUCAUGUUCCCUCUGAGGGACAAAGCCUCGGAGCCCCUGGAGAAGGUGCCUUGCGGGGCGCACUCCCGGGUCCGGCCCAACCUGCCCAUGUAUGCGCACAGCUGGCUGGCCAACAAAUGGCUGUGGCUGUUCUUUGCCGUCAUGCUGUAUGUGAUCCUGAAGUUUCGGGGACACGGUGAGAAGGCAAAAGCCAAGGAGCAGAACUCUCCUGGCCUUCGAGGCUAUCCACUUCGCUCUCCUCUGAAGAAAGCGCAACAUGGCUGCUCAAGCAAAAACUAUGCAUUCAACACCUUAACCCACUUUGAGAAGGACCUUAUGCAAUUUCUGUCCAAAGUACGUAAUCUCAAAGCAGUCUUGACAAGCGGCAAUAACACCCGGCUGUACGGCCCAGACUUUCCUAUAGACCCGCAGGCCUGUGUUACAAUAUAUGAAGUAUGGGGAGAGACUCCUGAAUGAAAGCACUGGUGUGUCAGAGUAGGAGAGGAGGAGUGGCGUGUUGGUGAACAAUAUCCAAACUAAUAAAA